GCCUUCAUAAAACAUUUUGAGCUGUGAUAAUAUUUCAGUCAUCGAUUUUUAACAUUAUACAAUAAGAUAUAUUAUUUUAAAUAUGGCACCCAACCAUCGGGAGAUUUCGCCAUUUUUGAAGCUCAUUCGGGACUUCCUUUUGGGACGUAAACACGUGACCAACAAUCGCUAUGCAGACACAAUAAGUGCACGUAUCCAGCGGCCACCCGAUAUUCCAGAGGGAUCCCCAACUCGACUAUUUGGUAAUCAGUAUUAUCUAAGAGAUCCGCGACGUCAGGUGAAGCCGCCUAUUGACUUAGUUGAGCAGAAGAAAAGAGAAGUAGCCGCCGCGAAGGCUGCUGAAGCUGCUAAAGCGGCUGCUAAGGCUGCCCCGAAAGACACUAAGCCUGGCGCUGCUGCCGGACCAGCUCCUAAGGGCGGUACAGGAACCGCCCCAGCCCCAGCACCAGCCCCAGCAAAAGCCUCUGCACCAGCACCAGCACCAGCACCAACAGCCGCAGAUCCUACGAAGACAGACCAAUCCAGUCAGCCUCACACGGCGAAUAUAGAGCCUGAUAAAGAUGGAAAGCCAAAAGGCAAGUCUGCGCUUCCCGCUCCGGGGAAGUUGUACAAUUGGGACUAGGAACAAGUUCGAAAACUUAAUUCUGUUAAAUUUAAAGUGAUAUACAAUCAUUUAAGCUUUAGGUGCAUCGCACCAAGCUUCUAUGUUCUCAUCGGUUAGCCAGAUAUACGGUUGUUCGGCUGUUCAGUUAUUCAGUUAUUCAGUUAUUCAGGCGACGUCGAAUUGUUCAGUUGUGCGAACAUAAUUGCGGCCUUAGGCACUUGACACAAUGGUGAGCAAUGUCAGUCAAUGGUCACUGACAAUGCGAGAGGGGGCGAUGAGGGUCGUAAAAACGGAAAUCUAAUUAGACAUCGGAGGCGAAAAUCAUUUAUUACACCUGCAUGAAAAUUUAAUUAAGCGCACAAUUAACAGGGCUGAUACCUUUAUGGCGCACGUCGGAGGCUUAUGUAUGCGCUUUAUAAUAUUUAAUGCCAUCAAAAUUUAUUUGCAAUUUAAAACGAGGCAAUUUUCGCAGCGAGCUCGCCGACGUUGAGUGGAUUAUGCCAAUUGUUGAUGAUGAUUGGAGGUCGAUUGUUAAUUGUCUGUUGCUGUAAUUUAUGUUAAUGACUUUUCACAUCGAUUUAUUGAUUGCAGCAAUGAGUUUUUUCACCCACAGCAGCACAUAAAACCCACCCUAACCCUGUUCAAACGAAUAAUAAAAAAAA
Molecule: messenger RNA, 1266 nt
Organism: Drosophila hydei
Lineage: Eukaryota; Metazoa; Arthropoda; Insecta; Diptera; Drosophilidae
Gene: ND-B14.5AL
Product: NADH dehydrogenase [ubiquinone] 1 alpha subcomplex subunit 7
Exons: 1
Coding region: 83-622 (179 amino acids)
Biological process (GO): ATP synthesis coupled electron transport; mitochondrial electron transport, NADH to ubiquinone
Cellular component (GO): mitochondrial inner membrane
Source: RefSeq, a predicted model, not a curated record